Molecule: messenger RNA, 933 nt
Organism: Tupaia belangeri chinensis (Chinese tree shrew)
Lineage: Eukaryota; Metazoa; Chordata; Mammalia; Scandentia; Tupaiidae
Gene: OR2Z1
Product: olfactory receptor family 2 subfamily Z member 1
Exons: 1
Coding region: 1-933 (310 amino acids)
Biological process (GO): G protein-coupled receptor signaling pathway
Cellular component (GO): membrane
Molecular function (GO): G protein-coupled receptor activity; olfactory receptor activity
Source: RefSeq, a predicted model, not a curated record
AUGGUGAAUCACUCAACCUCAGACUUUGUGCUGGUGGGACUCUUGGGUCACUCAGGGUCAUGUCUGCUCCUCUUCUCUCUGGUGGCUGCCAUGUUUGUCAUGGGCCUUCUGGGCAACGCUAUUCUUCUCUUCUUGAUCCGCAUGGACUCGCGGCUCCACACGCCCAUGUACUUCCUGCUAAGUCAGCUCUCCCUGUUGGAUGUUGGCUUCCCUCUAGUUACCAUCCCCAAGAUGGCAGGCGACUUCUUGCAGGGGGAAGGUUCCAUCUCCUUUGGCGGUUGUGCAGCUCAGAUAUUCUUUUUGACCAUGAUGGGUGUGGCCGAAGGCGUCCUGUUGGCCCUCAUGUCUUAUGAUCGUUAUGUGGCCGUCUGCCACCCCUUGCAGUAUCCUGUGCUCAUGAGACGCCAGGUCUGCCUGCUUAUGGUGGGCUCCUCCUGGCUGGCAGGUGUGCUCAAUGGCGCCGUGCAGACAUCCGUCACCCUGAGCUUUCCCUACUGUGCCUCCCGCCUCGUGGACCACUUCUUCUGCGAGGUGCCAGCCCUGCUGAAGCUCUCCUGCGCGGAUACCUCAGCCUACCAGUUGGCGCUGUCCACCUCGGGGGUGCUGAUCCUCAUCCUUCCUCUUUUUCUCAUAGCCACCUCCUAUGGCCACGUGCUGGAGGCAGUUCUGCGCAUGCGCUCAGAGGAGGCUCGAAACAAAGCCUUCACCACCUGCUCCUCCCACCUCACCGUGGUAGGGCUCUUUUAUGGUGCAGCCGUGUUCAUGUACAUGGUUCCUGGUGCCUACCACAGCCCGCAGCAGGACAACGUGGUUUCUCUGUUCUACAGCCUCGUCACCCCCACGCUCAACCCCCUCAUCUACAGCCUGAGAAACCGGGAGGUGCGUAUGGCUUUGAUCAAAAUGCUAAGUAGAGCUGGACUCAAGCCAAAGUAA